Messenger RNA from Aspergillus melleus, 576 nucleotides. RefSeq names its product YbhB/YbcL family Raf kinase inhibitor-like protein. The transcript is spliced from 3 exons. Gene Ontology annotation, molecular function: phospholipid binding; peptidase inhibitor activity. The record is from RefSeq and is a predicted model, not a curated record. Gene Ontology annotation, biological process: regulation of proteolysis; regulation of Ras protein signal transduction. Lineage: Eukaryota; Fungi; Ascomycota; Eurotiomycetes; Eurotiales; Aspergillaceae. The coding region runs from base 1 to 576 and encodes 191 amino acids.
AUGUCCCUCGCAGCGCACGCGCAAGACCUCUCCGCCUCGCUGGCAAAGGCAGGCCUCGUGCCUGGCUCGGCGCCGCUUAUCCCUGAUACCUUCACGCCCAGCACGCAAGUGACAGUCGCUUUUGGAGAGAAGGUUGUGCAGUUAGGGAACUUAUUUCGCGCCAGUGAGUGUAAGACGGCGCCGAGCGUGGAGUUUACGUCUGAGCAGGACGUGGACUCUUCGAAACGAUAUACGCUUCUCCUCGUUGACCCUGACGCGCCGACACCUGACGAGCCGAAGUUCGCGUACUGGAGACACUGGGUCGUCUCGGGGUUGGCGCCUUCUGGGGAAUCAGACUCGAAGAAGGUUCUGACAGAGUAUUUGGGUCCCGGGCCGAAGGAUGAGUCUAAACCCCAUCGGUAUCUGUAUCUUCUAUUCAGAGAGCCCGAGGGAUUCAAUCUGAACAAGGAAGAUGUCGGGGGUGAGGAAUUCGUCGAGAGGCGUUCAUUCAAGGCGGCGGAGUGGGUCGAUAAGCAUGGAUUGGUGCUUGUGGGUGUGAACUGGAUGCUGGGGGCUGGGGAUGGCUGGACUGCUUAG